This is a messenger RNA of Owenia fusiformis, 1352 nucleotides long. Lineage: Eukaryota; Metazoa; Annelida; Polychaeta; Sabellida; Oweniidae. The record is from the annotation of a GenBank genome assembly.
UCUAACCUUAUUGUGAUUCUGUGUAAAAUAAUCCAAAUUGAAAAGUGGAUAGGACUCCUGGGAUAGGGAUCAAACAUCUGUUUAAAACCACCUUUGCUCGUAGAUUUCCCCACUUACUCCUAUACAAAAUCAACAGAAUUUGGCAACUUAUUUCAACAGGAAGGCUCUGUUUGGUAAUUUGACAGAAGUUAAACAUAUAUUUAUCAUUCCAGAUAUUGUGAGUGCAUGUAAUGACCCUGAUGGCGUUUGGCUGAAGUCUAUUAACAGUGACAAACAAAAGAACAUAGUAGCUCAUAAUGUUCUUGAACAACCGAUAGAGUUGGAAAAACCAGACAAUGAUGUUCUGCCAAAAAUAAUAAAAUCUGUGGCAAACGAUAAACAGGUUUUUGCAUGCUCAGCCUGCAACUUCAAAACGGAGAAAAUGUGGACAGCAUACAGACACAAACAUACCCACUCUAAAAGAUAUGUGUGUCAUAAUUGUGGAAAAUGUUUUGGGCAAAAGAGUGCACUUGACCAACACAGUUGUAUAGACACUCCAGGAAGCAUACAGUGCUCAACUUGUGGCAAGACUUACAAGACAUUACUUGGACUUAGGAGACACGAAGCUGAACACACUGGCAACUAUAGUCAUUUCUGUGACAUAUGUGGGAAGGGCUUCUCAUACAAAAACGUCUUUAUAGAUCACCAGAUGAUGCAUAUGAAUUUAAAAUUUAAAUGUCCAAAGUGCCCCAAGAAGUUUGCCCACGCUAGAAGUCUUAGAGAACACAAAGACUUGUGUGGAAAGACAGCUAGGGAUGCCAAAUGCCAUGAAUGCGGAAAAGCUUUUAAGUCGAAACGGUACCUAAAAGAACACAUAAAAUUUAAACAUUCUCCAGAGAUUCCUGUCUAUACUUGCAAAGUAUGUGGUAAAAAAUUUGCGUACAGAGGAAUGCUUUCAAAACACAAGAGAAAAGAGCACAAGUGAAUAUUCAGUUUCUUGUUAGGCUCUUUAUGUAUCUCUUGUUCUUUAUUUUAAAUGCGACAUUAAACGACCAUUAAAAGUAUUAAAGGCAGAAUUAGAUCUAGCAUUUACUUUGGUGACUUUGAUGCUUCAUCUUGACGAAAAUUGUUUCAAUUUAAAAAUAUUUUGGGCCUAUAAUAUUGCCCCUGAGUAUAUAAUACUUUAUUUGAAGAAACUAAGAAUUUUUACAACAACGCAAUAAUUUGUCUAUAAGAAUGGUUGCAAUUCUUAAUAUUUUGGAGAAUUUAAAUAUUUUCCCUCCAUUUUUGCACCAUUAAUGUUAAAUAACUUCACCAAUUGAUAACAUAUCACAGAUCUUUUGGGAGAUAUCAUAUUUGAGCUUGUAAGGAAC